CGGAUCCCGGCAGCAGCUGCGGCGGCUCAAGUCUUCGGUAGCUCUUUCUGUAUCCCUUUCGUUUCCGGAAACAUGGCCUCUGGUGUGGCUGUCUCUGAUGGUGUCAUCAAGGUGUUCAAUGACAUGAAAGUUCGCAAGUCUUCAAAGCCAGAAGAAGUGAAAAAACGCAAGAAGGCAGUGCUUUUUUGCCUGAGUGAGGACAAGAAGAACAUCAUCCUGGAGGAGGGCAAGGAGAUCCUGGUAGGAGACGUGGGGCAGACUGUGGACGACCCCUACACCACUUUUGUCAAGAUGCUGCCAGACAAGGACUGCCGCUAUGCUCUCUAUGAUGCAACCUACGAGACCAAGGAGAGCAAGAAGGAGGACCUGGUGUUCAUCUUCUGGGCCCCUGAGAAUGCACCCCUUAAGAGCAAAAUGAUCUACACCAGCUCCAAGGAUGCCAUCAAGAAGAAGCUGACAGGAAUCAAGCAUAAAUUACAAGCUAACUGCUAAGAGGAGGUCAAGGACCGCUGAACCCUGGCAGAGAAACUGGAGGGCAAGCCUUUGUGAGCCACCUCCAGCCCCCUGCCUGGAGCAUCUAGCAGCCCCAGACCUGCUCUUGGGUGUUGCAGGCUGCCCCUUUCCUGCCAGACCGGAGGGGCUAGGGGGAUCCCAGCAGGGGGAGGGCUAUCCCUUCACUCCAGUUGCCAAACAUCCCUCCCAGCCCCUGGACCGUCCUUCUCCCUCCAUCCCUGACGGUUCUGGCCUUCCCAAACUGCUUUUGAUCUUAUGAUUCCUCUUGGGUUGAAGCAGACCAAGUCCCAUCCGUCCUAGGCACCCAGUUUGGGGGGUGCCUGUAUUUUUUUUUAACGACACUCCUACUCCUCA
This is a messenger RNA of Mastomys coucha (southern multimammate mouse), 867 nucleotides long. RefSeq names its product cofilin-1. Lineage: Eukaryota; Metazoa; Chordata; Mammalia; Rodentia; Muridae. Gene Ontology annotation, biological process: actin filament severing; actin filament fragmentation; cell motility. The transcript has a single exon. The record is from RefSeq and is a predicted model, not a curated record. The coding region runs from base 73 to 492 and encodes 139 amino acids. Gene Ontology annotation, molecular function: actin filament binding. Gene Ontology annotation, cellular component: cytoplasm; lamellipodium; actin cytoskeleton.